AUGCAUCCCGCUCUAACACUUUGCUUACGUGCUCCAAGAUUGUACACAACCUCCUUCGAAUGCGGUGGCGGCGUUGAGUGGUCGAUGCGGACAACGCCCUGGCGGCACAUAUGGCUGCUGCUCGGGUUGAUCGAAGCUGCCGUGGCCGUGAAAUGCUACUACUGCACGUCGAUGCUCAAUUCGGACGUGGAGGACGAUGCGAAGACGGCGAUGAAGAAGUUGGUGUACGAGAAUUACAAUCUUCCGCCAACGCAUGAACUCUGCUCCCUUCCCGAUGAUAUUGAAUUCCGGAUCGUUCCGCAUUGUAGCAAACGUUCGAUUCUUGGUGUCAUUGUCCCUUUAGAGCCCGCUACAGUGGUCGAAAAACGC
Mesorhabditis spiculigera is the source of this 369-nucleotide messenger RNA. The record is from the annotation of a GenBank genome assembly. Lineage: Eukaryota; Metazoa; Nematoda; Chromadorea; Rhabditida; Rhabditidae.